Lotus japonicus is the source of this 1732-nucleotide messenger RNA. RefSeq lists its product as uncharacterized. The transcript is spliced from 3 exons. NCBI's taxonomy places the organism in Eukaryota, Viridiplantae, Streptophyta, Magnoliopsida, Fabales, Fabaceae. The coding region runs from base 220 to 1488 and encodes 422 amino acids. The record is from RefSeq and is a predicted model, not a curated record.
UUGUUGUUUCCUUGUCCCUGCAACUAAGUAAAGUAAAGUCUGUGUGUGAAAACCGUCAGCAUAGAUAGAGAGAGUAAUGAUAACGAAAGCGAAAAAACAAGACAGGAUUGGAUUGGAUUGCACACACAUAACCUAACCCAUUCACCUUGAUCUGGAAAUUUCUCUCUUGGUUUGUUCACUCAAUCUUCUCUUAAAUUAUGAAGAAAGAAUAGAUAAGUGAUGGCUGCAGCAGAAGCAAGAGUUCUGUGGCAGAGAACUGCUAAUCGUUGCUUUGUCCAGGAAGAUGCAAAACACGCUCCCAAAUUGGCUUCAUGUGCAACAUCAAAUUUGGUUGAUGCUGGACCUGCUAGUACAGCAGAUGAAUCUGAUCGUGCUGCUGUUAAUGUCACCCAUUUUAACAGGAAAUCAUCAUUUUCCAAUCUAUCACAUGACUCUAAGUGGUGGUUGCACUUGCAACCUAAUUAUGGGUAUGAAAAGGGUUUAACAUAUGAACAGUUAAAUGCAUUGGAGGGUGAGGUAGAAACUUUGACGGCUAGUGAAGAAAAUAGAACAUCUGAUAAGAAUCCUCAAGUAAUGGAUGUGAUGGAAAAACAUGAGAAAAUGGAGAUUGAUUCUAUUGGCUGCUCUGUGGCCUCCAAGAAAACAAAUGAUUUUUCCCCGGAAUCAGAUUAUUCAUGGAUUGAAGGUGAUAAGGCCGGGCCAUGGUGGCGGACUACUGAUAGAGAUGAGUUAGCUUCCUUUGUUUCACAAAAAUCCCUCAACCAUAUCGAGAAUUGUGAUCUUCCUCCACCUAAAAAGAAGCAUCAUAGUGGACACCCUUGUACUAGUAUUAGUGAUGACAAAAUGAAGACAGCUUCUUAUGACCGGGAAGCCAAAUUCAGAAGUAUUUCAAAUUUGACAACUCAUACACGGGGAAGUUUAGAUUCUGGAUUAAUGCAUAGGAAGCAGGGGCCUUCUACCAAUGAAGGGCUUUCAUAUUUUGCUUCUGACAAAUCAUCAAGUUAUACCCCUACACAUGAGGAUGUUAGAGAGAGCCAACAAAUUCAUUUUGAGGGAGACGCCGGCAAAGCUCAGCUAGUGGAAGCAUUGUGUCACUCUCAAACACGUGCAAGGGAAGCAGAGGAAGCUGCAAAACAAGCUUUCGCAGAGAAAGAUCACAUUGUUAAACUCAUUUUUAAACAGGCUUCACAACUUUUUGCAUAUAAGCAAUGGUUUCAACUGCUGCAGCUGGAAACUCUCUGCAGUCAGAUGAAGAAUAAAGAUCAGCAGAUCCCUACACUUUUUCCAGUGGGUCUUCCAUGGUUGUCUAAUGAAGGUCGGAACUCACGGAAAAGAAAGCAGAAAUUUUGCAAUGCGAAACAAGAAGCGCUAGCUAAGCCAAAAUGUGAUGUAACAACAUAUGCUGUUGCCAUUGCUUUAGGAUUCGGUCUUGUUGGGGCAGGCUUGCUCUUAGGAUGGACAGUGGGUUGGAUGUUACCUCGUUCAUAGUUCUUUAUCAUUUGGAUCAUAGUCCUGCUUGUCAUGAGCAACAAGGGGAAAUGGUUAACAUGGAAAAGAGAGGCCCCUUUUAAUUUAUCCGAUGUGUAAGUAUUUUUGUAGAUUUGUUAUUCCUUUGUUGUAUAUCUGGGUUGUAGUUUUGUAAUGAAUAUGUUAUUGAGAUGAUGUACAUAAAUCCUUCUGUGAAGUCGAGCUCUUGUUAAAUAUUUAGCUCUGCCAGUAUCAAUUGGUUGAA